AUUCUCAAGAAAAUUAAAGAAGAAAGAAAAAUUAUGUCGCUAAGCUGAUUCAACAUAGAAAAGUUAUACGAUAACCAAUUUCCAAUAAGACGCUUCAGUAGGUACGUCAUAGCAAAGCGUACUUAGAUAUAAGUAGAAGAUUUACUUUAUUUUAUUAUACAUUAGUUGUUAGAGUUGUGGAUUUAAUAUGAUUAUAAUAAGUAAACGUAUGCGAGUCAGAAUAACUAAUAAGCAUAUUAUAAGAAACGUACGUGUAGUAGAUAAGAGUUUGUAUGAGUAAGCACUCUACGUUUUACCUUUUAUAUUUACGUUAUACUUUAGAACUUAAGUAGUUUUAAGAACACAAGGAUGCAAUCAUUUAUACGGAAUCAACAUAAAGAAGAAAGAAAUUUGUUAAAGGCCCUAAAUUCAUUUCAUAUUUAUCGAAAUUUAUGGGGUUUGAGUUGACUUUGGCAACACUGACUGUUGCAAAGUGAACGUUCCACCAUUUUGAAUCGUUGGCGGAAGAUCUCCAAGCAGACGCGAGUUCCCCGGGAAGGUUCCUCAAAUUAUGCUGGUAAAUAUUGAGAAUAUUAUAAUUUAAAGGGCACCAACAAAGGGAUAAGCGUGUAGAUAGGCAAGAUUGUGAAAAACUACGUAUUUACUUCAUAGGUACAGUGAACUCGCCGCCGCCAACCACACCGGACAAGACAACUCGGAUUUGACGAAAACCCCCCUGAUUAGACCUGCUAUCGGACUAGACUAUUUCUCGGAUUAAACAAGAAAAGAGCUUACACAAACAACAUAAUGGACGAUUUGCUUUUAAGAAGGCUUAGGCUCAUUAACGACAAACUCACCACAGACAUAGAAGUUAUUCCUGUUACCAUUAAUUCAGAGAACUUAGGGCAGGCUCAAAUUACUUACAGUAAAUUAGAUGCAUCUCUGAAAAGACUUGACAACGACUUGAUGGAGUACUUUCGCUUGGCUUCGACACCUGCUUCUGAUGAAAUAUGUUUACUGAGUGGAUUGCAACUUCAAACAGAGGAGACUUUGGCUGAACUUAAAGUGAAGAUCGACCAAAUAACUUUGAAAGGCAACGCUACAGAGAAACCUCCGGAAGCGAAUGCCUCAUGCCGACUCCCUAAACUUCAGCUGCCGGUGUAUAGUGGAGAUGUGCUCUUUUGGUGUGAGUUCUGGGACUCCUUCAAGAGCAACAUUGAUUCAAGAAAUCUGCCUGAUGUUGACAAGCUCUCCUAUCUUAAAGCCUCGGUGACGGGAGAUGCCAAGAAAGCCAUAGAUGGUCUGUCUACUACUAAUGCUAAUUAUAGAAUAGCCAUAUCAAUCCUGAAGGAGCGUUUCGGCAAGACCUCUCAUCUCAUUGACGCGCAUUAUGCAACACUAUAUAAGGUUAAGAUGGCCAAAAGCACCGCUGAAGACUGUAGAAAGACAUUCAACGAAGUUGAACGAAAUCUCAAAAUUUUGGAAUCAUUAGGUGAAAACAUCAAUCACAAUCAUCUUCGUUUUAUGUUGCUGGAGAAAUUUCCACCCGAUCUAGUUUACGAAAUUAAGCUGAAGGUUAAUGAUGAUUCUAUACAAGAAAUCAGGAACCAAUUAGAUAGAAUUAUUACCGCAAAAGAGGAUGCUGAAAGGAUUUCAGGAAGAAAACGCACGCAUGAAGCAGAAGAUAGUACAGUUGGAACUCUACAUAUAAAUGUGAAACGUGCAAGAAGCGCAUAUCAACCCAAACAGCAGCAAGGUCCCCCUAAGAAACAAAAUCCUCAAGGAGGUUUUGAUAGAAGACCGGAAAGGAAGAAUAAGUUUGAUAGUAUUAAUAAACCCAAUAAAUGGAACAGACCAAAACAAACUCCGACUUCUAACAAGGAUCAACCAGAACCUCAGCAGGGCUCUCCGAAGGGGAGAACAGCGUGGACAUGCAUCUUUUGCAAAGGUGAUCAUUACAAUGAUAAGUGCUCUGAAGCUACUACCUUAGCAGAAAGAAAGAAACGACUUGGAAAGAAAUGCUUCAUGUGUUUGAAGUUAGGCCACUUUAUAAAAGACUGCAAGAACAAACGUAAGUGUAGCAUUUGCUGUAGUGAGACACCGCAUAACAGAGCUUUAUGCCAUUUAAAUUUUCAGAAGAAUACUGCAAUGAAGAAACAGUCCUGACGGUUCUAGGAAAGGGAUUCACUACUCUUCAAACUUCUGUCGUUAGGGCUAACCCCCUAGAUGAUAAAAAUAAACAAUAUAAAUAUAGACUUCUUUUAGAUCCAGGCUCUCAGCGCUCCUAUGUCACAUUUCAAACUGCCAAGGAAUUGAAGCUUCCCAUUGAAGAGGAAAGUCAUUUAACUAUAUUUACCUUCGGUGAAGAUCCUCCUAAAGAAAUACAUAGUCCAAUAGUUACUUUACAAUUGCUGUCAAGGACAAAUAAGAAGAUAGUUAUACAAGCCAACUGCGUUGAACGUAUUUCAAGAGGAUACAUACCCACUGUCAAGUUGAAGGACUUACCGGAGUCAUAUAUACUAGCGGAUGACGGCUCGCUAAGCGGACAGGUGCAGAUUCUGGUUGGAAACGAGUACUACUUCAACCUAAUUUACGAGAAGAAAAUACAAUUGGGUAGUAACCUGUUCCUGGUCGAUUCUGCCCUUGGUUGGAUAAUAAGUGGUAGAACAGAACCACAGCUUAGUGACGAGCCCUAUGUAGUGACUUACGCUCAGACUUGUAUAGAAACGAAGCUUCAUCAACCUGACCCACCCCUUUGUGAUGGAGACAUAAAGAGCCUCUGGGAACUAGAAUGUAUAGGUAUUAGUGAUUCACCGAAAGCAACUAGAGAAGAAGAAGCAAUCAAGUAUUUUAAUAAUACCACUCUGAAAUUAAAUAAUCGUUACACGGUAAGCUGGCCAUGGAUAACUUACCCACCGGACUUACCCAAUAAUUAUGGAAUGGCUUUUGGUCGCUUAUCAAGCUUAUUGAAGCGUAUGGAUCAAGGCACGUUGUUAUCAUACGAUGAUACGUUUAAACAACAAUUAGAUAAGGGUAUAAUAGAAGUUGUACUUGCUUCAAGAACGUCAACGGAUAACGUAGUUCACUACCUACCCUUCCAUGGAGUAUGCCAUCGAGGGAAACCUAUGAGAAUAGUUUAUGAUGCUAGCUCCAAGAGCAGCAAAGACACCAAGAGUCUGAACGAAUGUUUAUACAGAGGACCACUCAUGUUAGAAGACCUCACAGGUUUACUCAUUAAAUUUAGAACUCAUCAGAUAGGACUAACCUCGGAUAUUGAAAAGGCGUUCUUACAGAUGGCGUUACACGAAAAGGAUCGUGACGUAACCAGAUUCCUGUGGCUCAAAGAUACCUCUAAACCGAUAUCUCAAGACAACCUAUUACACCUUAGGUUUUGUAGAGUUCCAUUUGGCGUCAUUUCGUCACCGUUUUUGCUUAAUGCAACAAUCAAACACCACCUGUCUAGUGCGGAACAUCAACAAGUCAGACUAAAAGCAAAUGAC
This is a messenger RNA of Cydia pomonella (codling moth), 3479 nucleotides long. RefSeq lists its product as uncharacterized. Gene Ontology annotation, molecular function: zinc ion binding; nucleic acid binding. The transcript has 2 exons. The record is from RefSeq and is a predicted model, not a curated record. The coding region runs from base 787 to 2145 and encodes 452 amino acids. Lineage: Eukaryota; Metazoa; Arthropoda; Insecta; Lepidoptera; Tortricidae.